This is a messenger RNA of Myxocyprinus asiaticus (Chinese sucker), 6743 nucleotides long. RefSeq names its product guanine nucleotide-binding protein subunit alpha-11-like. Bases 286 to 1557 code for a protein of 423 amino acids. The transcript has 11 exons. NCBI's taxonomy places the organism in Eukaryota, Metazoa, Chordata, Actinopteri, Cypriniformes, Catostomidae. The record is from RefSeq and is a predicted model, not a curated record. Gene Ontology annotation, molecular function: GTPase activity; G-protein beta/gamma-subunit complex binding; guanyl nucleotide binding. Gene Ontology annotation, cellular component: heterotrimeric G-protein complex. Gene Ontology annotation, biological process: action potential; phospholipase C-activating dopamine receptor signaling pathway; adenylate cyclase-modulating G protein-coupled receptor signaling pathway.
UACGAUUGAGCCACUGUUCAGCUUUAACUGUGUUUACUACACAGUACUCCAGCACUGUAUUUUAAUUCACUAUUUUAAGAGACAGUAGCAUCUCCUGUCAGGGUAGGAUUUACAUGCUCUGUCUCUGCAAGGGAACUGUGGAUGGAACCACUGGAGGAAUACAAUGAAGUCACUAGCUGUCAUCUUCCUUCAAGUACUUCCUGGAUCAAGCAUAAUUCUCCUCUUCUGUCUCCAAAACAGCUGCCAAUCACAGUUUUGUUUGUUUGGACCUUGAAAUUGCAGUAAAUGAAGCGUAAUAGACAAGUGAGGACUGCAGACAACAAGGCUUAUUGCAGGCAAUCUCUAUAUCCAAUACUUGCUCACAACGCCAUAAAAGGCCUGAUAAACUGGUUCUGCCUGCAAAGACAAAAGAUUGGCAUCCACAAAGCCCGAGACAGAGAGAGAGGGGAGAUGGGGGGCUGUUGGAGAUGGUGCUACAGGACGUGCACUUGUUGUUUGUCUGAAGAGGAGAGAAACGCCAUCACCAUACACAAUGAAAUCAAACGCAUCCUCGCCGAACAGAAAAGAAGAGAACGCAGAGAGAUCAAAGUGCUUUUACUAGGCACAGGGGAGAGCGGAAAGACAACUUUUAUCAAGCAGAUGAGGAUUAUUCAUGGAAAUGGGUAUUCGGAAGAAGACAGGCGUGCCUAUGCUAAACUGGUUUUCCAGAAUAUCUUCACAGCUAUGAAGGCGCUGACAGGGGCUAUGACCACCCUUAGGAUACCCUACGCUAGCCCACAGAAUGAGAUAUAUGGCCAACAGUUUCAGGAAGUGGAUAUAUGUCAGAUGACACAUUUGGACAGAACAUAUGUGGAAGCUAUUGAUCGACUUUGGGCCGACGCAGGUAUCAAAUUCUGUUACAGUCGUCGUAGAGAAUACCAGCUACUGGACUCUACUGAAUACUAUAUGAUGAAUUUGGACCGCAUCGCAAACCCAGACUACAUCCCAACAGCCCAGGAUGUGCUCCGAGUGCGAUUUCCCACAACGGGCAUCAACGAAUACUCCUUCAGUGUGGAGAAUAUUACUCUCAGGAUUGUGGAUGUAGGUGGUCAGAAGUCAGAGAGACGGAAGUGGAUCCAUUGCUUUGAGAAUGUGACGUCACUCAUAUUUUUAGCCUCUCUCAGCGAGUAUGACCAGGUACUGGAGGAGAAUAACAAAGAGAACCGUAUGAAAGAGAGCUUGUCGCUGUUCUACACAACCAUCCACUCGCCAUGGUUCACAAAUUCCUCCAUCAUCCUUUUCCUAAACAAGAUGGACAUCCUGGCGGAAAAGAUCCAGACGUCGGACUUGUUAACAUACUUCCCAAAUUUCCCAGGCGAACGGCGGAACAUGCAAGAUGCCAUGGACUACAUCCAAGAGAUAUAUAAAAAGAAGGCCGUGAAUGUCGAGAAAAAGGAAUGCAAAAAAAUCUACCCUCACUUCACCUGCGCCACGGACACCAAUAACAUCCGGAUGGUUUUCAGUGAUGUCAGAGACACAGUCCUCAUCAAAUCUCUGCAGGAGUAUGGAGUACUAUGAGCACCCCGAGAGGCACCCAUAAAGUGCCAGUCCGUUCGGGAUAUACUAGUGCAUAUCUGGCUUCGACUUCUGGUUUUGCAGCCAAACUAUUAAACUGGCCUCAGAGGGAUGGCCGGCUGUUAAUUGUUUUUUUCCUGGGCCACCUCUCUCCAACCUUCUAUCUCUUUGUCUUUUGCGCAAUCUUUUUUAUAUUCAUAAUCUGUUUUUGUUUUGUUUUUUGUUUUUUUGACAAUAUGGUAAAUAAUCUCAUAAAGGGACACUAAGCACACAGUGGCAUGGGUUAUGAUCAGGCUCACUCGCAAUCUGCGCCCACAGAUUUCCACAGAAUCUAAAUGCCGCUUGCAUGUUUGUUUAUUAAAUAUUUUGGCUAAUUUGAUAAUGCUUUCAGCAACUAAUAAAAGAGUAGUACUUUCAUAUCUCUUGAACAUAUUUUUCUGUGUUUGAAUCUAUUCCACAGAAUUCUUUAAAUUUUACCCUUAAAUCAGUGCAAGAAAUGUCAAAAAAAUCUGUACAUUCUGUCUGGGCCUAGUUAUAUAGCCUGAUUUUAUGAAAAUUGCAUGACUGUGGUGACAUUUUUGCAAAAUAACACUAUGUGGUUCAUUAUACAUAUCGCGGCAGUUCUGAGGUGUAAUGUCCACUGUGUGGUGCUACAAGAGUGUAAAAUUUUCUUCUAAUCAAAUUAGAGAACACAUUUUUAGAGUUAAAGGAAUAUUCCGGGUUCACGAUUGAGUUAAGCUCAAUCGACAGCGUUUAUGGCAUAAUAUUGAUUACCACAAAAAUUUAUUUUGACUCGUAUCUCUUUUUCUUUAAAAAAAAGCAAAAAUUGAGGCACUUACAAUGGAAGUAAAUGGUAAUUUUUUUAUCGUUAAAAUACUUACUGUUUCAAAAGUAUAGUCACAAGAAAUAAAUGAUAUGAGUUGCAAACACAAUUUUAGUUUGAUAAAAUCACUUAACUUUUUCUGUGUAAAGUUAUAGCCAAUUUUUCAACUUGGUUACCAUGACGAUGUAAUGUCAACAAACCCUUAAAUGACUGUAAAAAUUACGAUAUAACAACUUUACAGCUCAAAUAAUACAUGAGUUUUAACAGAAGAAUUAAUAUAAGUGCUUUUAUAAAUAUAUAUUUCUGUUUUAACCUUCCAAAAAAUUGUCUCCCAUUCACUUCCUUUGUAAGUGCCUCACUGUAUCCUUGAUUUCUGCUUUUUUUUAAAGAAAAGGAGGGACAAGUCGAAAGUUAUUUUUGUGGUAAUCAAUAUUAUGCCACAAAUGUUGUCGAUUGAGCUUAACUUGUAUUGAACCCAGAAUAUUCCUUUAAUGCUCUAUCAAGUUCUAAAUCAACAAAACCUACCUCCCUUCCCUAAACCAAAAUCUAGUGUCAUAAAAGCAAAUGUGACAUGAAAAAUGCAAUUUAUUGGUGUCAUUUAGUGGUGCUUCUAGAACACUUUCAGCUCACUGGUCGACUCUUCAGGACUCGUAUUCCAGUCCUUUGCACCACAAGUCAGUUGAGCUGCCAUGCAGUUGUGCUCGAACAAACUUAUAAAUGUAGUUGAGAGUGUAAUGCAGUCAUUAAAGGGUUAGUUCAGAAAAAAUUCUCAUCAUUUACUCACCCUCAAAAUUAUUAAACUUAAAUAUUGAUCUGUUUCUCACCCACACCUAUUAUAUCAUGUCUGGACACAUGGAUUUAACCACUGGAGUCUUAUGGAUUAUGAUUAUAUUCCCUUUACAUUUUUUGAGCUUCAAAAUUUUGGCACCCAUUCACUUGCAUUGAAUGGACCAACAGAGCUGAAAUAUUCUUCAAAAAAUCUUAAUUUGUGUUCAGCAGAAGAAAGUCAUACACAUCUGGGAUGCCAGGAGGGUGAGUAAAUGAUGAGAGAAUUUUCUUUUUUCGGUGAACUAUUCCUUUUAGUCAUACGCUUUAAUAAAAGUGUUGGAUGUCAUGAGAUAGUAUUGUGUGAGGGACAGGGCAAAAAGUAAGUGUUUAUGAACUGAUAAUCUGCCAUUUUACUUGUGAUUCAUGUGAAAGGGCAUAAAACUAAUUUGUUGUAGCACUGCUAGUGUUUAUUUCACCAGGAAACUACCACGAUACAUACGAGUCACGUAAAAAUCAUUUUGCAAAAAUGUAGGAAUAACGUGUUACGGGAUUCUAUAGGACCAACAGCCUAUCUAAAAGAAAUGUGAAAAUGCAGACUCAAAAAUUCCAUCCCUUCCCAUCACAUAUUUAAACCGAAAUCACUCUGAAGGUAUGAGGAAGUGUUUUAUAGUACUUCAGAUUAUCGCAGGAAUGCAGCACAGCUGAAUGAUUUUCAGGGUGGUGUGUUUUGGUUUCGAGGGGGUGGGGGAACACUACACUAUAGCUGCCAGGUACAAUUAGUUGACUCAGUUUAAAAAAAAAAAAAGAGCAUAAUUUAGCUGAUCUUUACAUACUCAAUGUCUUGCCCAAAUAUUUGACUGUACUGAUUACUUUGAGAAAGAGAAUGGGGAAAUAGUGGAUUUACUCUUAUUUAUUUAAAUAGGACUAAAAAAAAGUGUAUAUUUCCUUUAUUUAAUUUGGCAUUAGAAGGACCUAAAAUAAAACCAUUUUUUAUUAUAAAAAGCAAAAGCCAGAUUACUGCAAAAGAUAUACAAUGGGGUCUAAAAGUCUGAAACCACUAGUGGAAAUGAUUUUGAAUUAUUUUGUAGUUUAAUACAGAAUUUUCAUUACAAAUUAUAUUAGUAGCCUACAUUUUGAAUAAUAAUAAUAAUAAAAAUAAUAAAAAAAAUUUUUCAUAUGUUAUUAGUAUUUGGUUUUUUUCCCUUUUGCUUUAAUGACAUCAUGCACUUGACAUAACAUGGACUUCACAAGUUUGUUCAAAACCUGAUGGUCCAUGAUUUGAGAGUGUUCUAGAGAGCAUCUCGUGUGCUUCAACAGAAGUAAAUAAAUUUGACCUUUUGUUUAAAGGAGUUGUCAUGGUCAGUGUCACAAUUUAGCUUACCUUUAAGUAGUGACCUAGAAAUAGUGCAGAAUCUUUCAACUUUUUAUUUUUUUUACAUCAUACUUCGAAUAUAUUGUCUCAGACUUUUGGACCCCAUUGUAUGCAAUGUUCAAAUAUUGCUGAGUAACAUUUAUGGAAGCUUAUACAUGUGGUAAAAAACCUAAAAUUUUAGCAUCUGAUUUACUGCUACUUUCAUGUCACUUCUGACUUAUGUACUAUUAUUUAUAUUAUGUACACUCAAAAAACAUUUUAAGAUUUUCAAUUUCAUAAAAAAAAAAAAAAAAAUAAAUAAAAAAAAUAAUUUUAUAACAUUUUUUUUUAUUUUAGAACCAAAUUCCAAAAAUUGAACUCAGUAAUAUUUAACAAAAUACAAUUUAAAAUCUUUUUUUAUUAAUUUAAUUUUGUUUAAAAAUUACUCAAUUCAAAUUAAUGGAAUUUUGUAAUGAAAUUGCCUUAUUUUUAUGAAAUUGAAAAGCAAAAAUCUUGAAAAAAUAGGCUACAAUAUUUUUUGUGUGUGUACAUUAGUUUCUGCAAAAAUUCUGAAAAUACUUUCUGAAAAUGUCAAUUUUUGUGUAUUACAAUAGUAUUUCAAAGGGGAAAGUGACUUUCAGCGAUAAAACUGUCAUAGUUCAAAUGCACUGGGAUGUAUAUUGAUUUUAAUUUAGUAUUCAUUUCUACGAAACUCUGCUAAUUAUGUAAGGUCUCCUGUUAAAGUGUCAUUUAUCCAGUUAGACAGAUCACAUCAGUCCAUAUGCUCUAAUUAGACAUGGGAUCUUUACACCAUAUUUGCAUGCUGAGUCAGGAAAGAUUAAGUCUGUUUUGCCAUAUGUUUAUAAUUACUGCAUGACAAGGAACAAAUGCUCGUUAUGACGCCCUACAACUAAUUUGGACUUCCUAUGUUGCCAUAAAAAGGAAAUUUAUCGCCAAUCCGACAUCAUAUCUAUAGUACAUUUUAUAUUUUUUUUAAAUGCAAAUGUUUUCAUUUAACAGUCUUAUCUUGCUUGUCGAUUUUAGCAACAAGUUAAAGGGAUAGUUCACCCAAAAAUGAAAAUUCUCUCAUAAUUUACUCACACUUGUGAUAUCUCAGGUGUGUAUGACUUUCUUUCUUCACCAGAACACAUUUGAAGAAAAAUAGAAACAUUUCUCAGCUCAGUAGGUCCUUAAAAUGCAAGUGUAUGGUUAUCAAAUAUUUGAAGCUCCAAAUUUCACAGACAGUCAGCAUAAACGUCAUCAAUACACCUCCAGCUGUUAAAUUAAUGUCUUCUAAGCAACGCAAUCACUUUUUGUGCAAAAAAAGAUAAAUAUUUAAGUACUUUUUUUUAACUCUAAAUCAUACUUCCUGUCAGCAGCAGUAUAUACAUGUGUGAUGUAAUCGCAUUGGCAUUUGAAACACGCGAGAACUGACGCAUGUGCGUCACAGCCGGAAGAGCAGCGCUGUUUACAAGUGAGAAGGAGGAACGCUUUACCGUACCUUGUUUGUUGUUUCUUUGUUCAGAGCUAUAUUUAACUGUUUCUUUAUUCACAAUGGUGCAUUUGUGUGCUUAUCCUGGAUGUCUGAACUGAAGGGAGAACGUGAGAUUACGUCCGUAUCAUGGGAAUGGUAAUACGUCACACGAGUGACCGCGUGAUCUCCAUCCUCUCGUGAAGCUUACGGGAAGUGAUGAUUUAGAGUUAAAAAGUACUUAAAUAUUGAUCUUUUUUCACACCAAAAGAGGCCAUAUUGCUUUAGAAGACAUUAAUUUAACCACUGGAGUCGUAUUGAUGACGUUUAUUCUGACUGUCUGUGAAUUUUGGAGCUUAAAAAAUCGGAUCACCAUCCACUUGCAUUUUAAGGACCUACUGAGCUAAGAUAUUUUUCUAUUUUUCUUCAAAUGUGUUCUGGUGAAGAAAGAAAGUCACACAUCUGGGAUAUCAUGAGGGUGAGUAAACAAUGAUAGAAUUUUCAUUUUUGGGUGAACUAAGCCUUUAAUAAUGUUUUUGAAGGCUGUAUUACAUUGAAUUACAUAUAAACAUUACCAGGGUCAAACUAGAUUUUAACACUCACUGCUGAUUUCUACAGCUUCUUGUGUCAAUAAACUGGUUUUCUAUUAUGAAAUUUUACAUUUUGUUAUCUUUCCCCCUCUUCCUUUCCUGUUUCCCUCCACCCAAAUACCAAUUUUGUUUAAAUUCUGUUUUCCCCUUUUUUCUGUUCCCCUUCUGUUUUCUCCACCCUAUUAU